UAAAUUUUUGGUUGGUCGAAUUCCCAUUACCCUGGUGCAAAAAUGGUGUUCAAGUGCCCCACCUGAAGGUCACACUAGGUGAUCAAAUGCCCCUACCCCUGGAACAUCCAUGUACGUGACAGAAACAAUUAUUACUACGUGGAAAAGAAAAAAAAAAAUCACCCUUGAAAACCCAUGUUAAACUUCCACUGUAUCUCAUGUCUCGAUUAAAUUUUUGCAAGCAAUAAUUUUGCUUUUAUCCUAAUUAACCCAAACCUAAACACAGCAAAAAGCUUUUGGGGGCCUUUCUUUUCUAGGCUCGAUUUCUGCCACUUUCUCUGGUCCAGUCCCUGAUGGGUAGUGCACGUUCCUAUCCUAAACAAGCCUUUUUCUUUUUGAGCCACAAUGUUAUGUUAGAGAAAAAUUCGGUUUUGUCUCUUAUUAAAUGAUUUCUAAAUUGAACAAAUUUCAAAUUCUAUGUGGUGUCAAAUGCCCCACCUCAUAGGAACCACUGACAUCAUAUUUUGGUCUUCUACAUGUAGGGCACAAGAAAUUGGUCAAAUGUCUGGGAUAUGAAGAGGGGGGGUGAUCUCUUUAUUUGAUCAAUACAUUACUCUGACAGUUUUCUAUGGGAGAUUCCCAAUACCCCCCCUCCCCCCACCUUUUCCUGACCUUCCCCAAGGAUUGUGAGCUUCUACCGUAUUAAGAAUUGGAAUGUGUUGGAGCAUUUUGUUUUCAGCCCAUUCCCAACCCCGCAGUCUGUUCACACACUCCUGUUCACUGGUACGUCACCCUAAGUGUGGAAUGACUGUAUCAAGCAACUUUUAGCACAUGUUGACUGGUAACCUUUUCAUUCAAUCUGCAGAAUUUGAUUCGUGAGUGUGGAGGUUUGAAACGGCUUGUGGCCCUUUUAACACACCCAAGUGAAAAUAUCAACAUCAAGGCAGCCCAGGUUCUGUCCAACCUGGCAAUGAAUGAAAAAAAUCAAGAAAGUUUAAAGGGCAGCAUUCUUGAUGUGAUAAAAAACAUUGAAUACUGUGAUGUUCUCAGUAAUGAAGACAUGAUAAUAGAACAUUUGAGGCUCCUCGUUAAUUUGUCAGCAACAAAUAUUGCACAUGAUGAAAUCAUGACAGGGGUACAAGAUUUCUUCAAUAUGCUCUCUCAAUCUCUCUCAGGAAAAAUUCAGAGAGAGGUUUUGAGACUGCUAGUAAACUUGUCUUGCAAUGUUAAUAAUCUGGAAGGAUUACUGGAAUUUAAGCCACUACUUAUUCUCCAGACAUUUAUGCUCCCAGACAAUCAAGAUGACAUUGUUUUAAGAGCUGUUACAAUCUCAGCCAACUUACUUGCAAGUCCUGAUCAGUAUACAGAGGUAUUUUGGUUUUCAAAGAACUGCUUGCCACCUAGCCUCAUAAGCAAAUGCUUUCUUAGGCUUGUCAUGCAAUCUUCCUCCUGGCAGAAAGAUUGCAUGACGAACCCAAAGAGCAACUGCGUAGGAGGCUACUUGCCACCUUUACUUGUGUGACAACAAUGUAAGCAUUUUUCUCUCAUCAUCUCACCAUCAAAUAAUUAAUGCAUUCAUUAUUUUUUCUUGUAGCAACAACAAGCAGAGAUAACAGAACAUGUAAAUGUAUUGUAUGGAGAGCUAACAGGGCUGCUAGAUCAUCCGAAUGAUGAAAUUUAG
This is a messenger RNA of Orbicella faveolata, 1660 nucleotides long. RefSeq names its product armadillo repeat-containing protein 10-like. Gene Ontology annotation, cellular component: mitochondrion. Gene Ontology annotation, molecular function: protein binding. The record is from RefSeq and is a predicted model, not a curated record. NCBI's taxonomy places the organism in Eukaryota, Metazoa, Cnidaria, Anthozoa, Scleractinia, Merulinidae.